Molecule: messenger RNA, 2062 nt
Organism: Pteronotus mesoamericanus
Lineage: Eukaryota; Metazoa; Chordata; Mammalia; Chiroptera; Mormoopidae
Gene: SLC24A4
Product: solute carrier family 24 member 4
Exons: 17
Coding region: 1-1866 (621 amino acids)
Biological process (GO): intracellular calcium ion homeostasis; sensory perception of smell; calcium ion transmembrane transport
Cellular component (GO): plasma membrane
Molecular function (GO): calcium channel activity; calcium, potassium:sodium antiporter activity
Source: RefSeq, a predicted model, not a curated record
AUGGCGCUCCCAGGUCCCCUCCGGCCGCGCAAAGUUCGCAGGAGGCGAGAGAUGCUGCCGCAGCAAGCUGGCUUCGUGUGCGCGGUGCUGGCUCUGGUGUGCUGUGCGUCUGGCCUCUUUGGCAGCUCGGGGCACAGAGCAGCUGCAGGUAAGCACCUUCUACCAGACGCAUGGAGAACUAGAAAGCUGAUGGCACCCGUGAACGCGACACAGACGGCCAAGAACUGCACAGACCCUGCGAUUCACGAGUUCCCCAGAGACCUGUUCUCCAAUAAGGAGCGACAGCACGGAGCCGUCCUGCUGCACGUCCUCGGUGCUCUGUACAUGUUCUACGCCCUGGCCAUAGUGUGCGACGACUUCUUCGUUCCAUCUCUAGAGAAGAUCUGUGAGAAACUCCACCUGAGUGAGGAUGUGGCUGGUGCCACCUUCAUGGCUGCAGGAAGCUCGACUCCUGAGCUGUUCGCUUCGGUCAUCGGCGUGUUCAUCACCCACGGAGACGUCGGGGUCGGCACCAUCGUGGGCUCCGCCGUGUUCAACAUCCUGUGUAUAAUCGGAGUUUGUGGAUUAUUCGCGGGCCAGGUGGUCCGGCUGACGUGGUGGGCUGUGUGCCGAGACUCCGUGUACUACACCCUCUCCGUCAUCGUGCUCAUUGCCUUCAUAUACGAUGAAGAAAUUGUGUGGUGGGAAGCCCUGGUGCUCAUCAUCUUGUACAUGUUUUACAUUCUGAUCAUGAAGUACAACGUGAAGAUGCAGGCCUUUUUCACAAUCAAACAAAAGACCAUUGCAAAUGGCAACACGGUCAACAGCGAGCUGGAGGAUGGUAAUGAUUGCUGUGAUAGUAGCUCUGACGACCCUUCCGUGCCGUUGCUGGGGCGAGUGAAGGAGGAGCCCCAGUACAGCAAAAACCCAGUGGUGAUGGUGGACGAGGUCAUGAGCGCCAGCCCCCCGAAGUUCAGCUUCCCGGAGGCGGGCUUACGCAUCAUGAUCACCAAUAAGUUUGGGCCCAGGACCCGACUGCGGAUGGCCAGCAGGAUCAUCAUUAACGAGAGGCAGAGACUGAUCAACUCAGCGAACGGGGUGAGCAGAAAGCCACUCCAAAACGGGAGGCAUGAAAACAUCAAAAAUGGGAAUGUUCCCCUGGAAAACCCAGAGGAGCCCCAACGGGAGCAGGAGCAGCCACCGCCGCCCCCGCCACCACCCCCGGAGCCGGAGCCGGUCGAGGCUGUCUUCCUGUCCCCCUUCUCCGUGCCCGAGGCGAGAGGGGACAAAGCCAAGUGGGUGUUCACCUGGCCACUCAUCUUCCUCCUGUGCAUCACCAUCCCCAACUGCAGCAAGCCCCGCUGGGAGAAGUUCUUCAUGGUCACCUUCAUCACCGCCACGCUGUGGAUCGCCAUCUUCUCCUACAUAAUGGUGUGGCUGGUGACUAUCAUCGGGUACACAUUUGGGAUCCCCGACGUCAUCAUGGGCAUCACUUUCCUGGCAGCAGGCACGAGUGUUCCAGACUGCAUGGCCAGCUUAAUCGUGGCGAGACAAGGCCUUGGCGACAUGGCGGUCUCUAACACCAUAGGAAGCAACGUGUUUGACAUCCUAGUGGGACUCGGCAUACCGUGGGGUCUGCAGACCAUGCUUAUCAAUUACGGAUCCACAGUGAAGAUCAACAGCCGGGGCCUGGUCUACUCCGUGGUGUUGUUGCUGGGCUCCGUGGCGCUCACUGUCCUUGGCAUCCACCUCAACAAAUGGAGGCUGGACCGCAAGCUAGGCAUCUACGUGCUGGUCCUCUACGCCGUCUUCUUGUGCUUCUCGAUCAUGAUAGAGUUUAACGUCUUCACCUUCGUCAACUUGCCCAUGUGCCAAGAAGACGAUUAAAGUUGAGCCGCUGCCCCGCUGGGAGCCGCCCCGGACACUCUGGCACUAGCGUCCUCCUUUCUCCUCCCACCAGGAGUCUCCCGCACCGGCAGCCACCGUCUUUCAUGCACUGGAAGGAAGAGCCAUCGUGGUCCUUGGUCACGGGCAAGGCUGCCAGGCGUCCUCCUCCUCCUUGGAGUUCUGCCCCGCAAAAGGC